Molecule: messenger RNA, 1598 nt
Organism: Gloeophyllum trabeum ATCC 11539
Lineage: Eukaryota; Fungi; Basidiomycota; Agaricomycetes; Gloeophyllales; Gloeophyllaceae
Product: alpha-ketoacid dehydrogenase kinase
Exons: 12
Coding region: 1-1320 (439 amino acids)
Biological process (GO): protein phosphorylation; regulation of glucose metabolic process
Cellular component (GO): mitochondrion
Molecular function (GO): pyruvate dehydrogenase (acetyl-transferring) kinase activity
Source: RefSeq, a predicted model, not a curated record
AUGAAACGGCUUUUGCGUCGCGCUCCAGUCACGCACGGCGUCAACACUGAACGCCGCCAGUCCACUGCCUUGCAUUUCUAUCAAAACAGGCAGCUGGAGUUGUAUGCAUCGAAGCAGACCAAGAGGUUAACCCUGAGGCAGCUGGUCUUCUUUGGCCGAUCUAUGAAUGAGGAGCGGUUAAUCCAGAGCGGGAAUUAUGUUCGGACCGAACUACCUGUUCGUAUAGCACAUCGCAUACGGGACCUCCAAGCUCUACCAUAUGUCGUAGUCACGCAGGAAGGCGUAGCCCGGGUCUAUGAGCUAUACUGGUCCGCAUUCGAGAAAUUCCGCCGGUAUCCAGAAAUCAAAACCUUGUCCGACAACGAGGCGUUCUGCGCAUUCCUGCGUGACAUUCUCGAAGAACAUGCGGCAGUUAUCCCUAGCCUUUCUCUCGGGUUAUCACUGUCAUCCCCUUAUCUCCCUCCGGACCAGCUGGAUUCUUUCAUGCGACGCAUGCUAGUCUCGAGAAUAUCUCGGCGCGUCCUUGCAGAGCAUCAUAUAGCUCUGUCAGAACACUUUGCGCGGCGCGAUUCACGCUCUGGGGAUGUCGGUAUCAUCGAUACUGGCUUAAACAUCAGCGAGAGCGUGAACAAAUGCGUGAAAUUCCUUAGGGACCGUCGAUUUGAUCUUGAGGAAGAUGGAGUGGACAUGCCAGAUCAAGAUAAAGAGUGGCCGGAAGUCGUAGUGGAGGGCCAUCUGAAUGCGAAGUUCUCGUAUAUCAGGGAACACCUCGAAUACAUAGUCUUCGAACUGCUGAAGAAUUCGAUGCGUGCUACUGGAUUGAAACAUCUCGACAAGUCUACGUUGCCCCCUAUACAUGCAACCAUUGCUGCUAGUACUGACGAAAUCGGAAUCCGCAUAUCAGAUCAAGGCAUGUCUUCCACUUCCGGAAGAGUAAUCAAAGCGUCACCACAAGACCUUUUCUCUUUCUCCCAUACCCGCAACGCUGCGCGUUUGGAAACGUCGCGAAUCGGAGCGCUUCGCACAGUCAGCUCCAGUAAACAGGGCAUGAAAGCUACCGUCGACGAACAACUACAGUGGUGGAAGCGACGCAGACGGGACUCCGCACCAAGCUUUGAUGUUGAUGCGCGGUCGGAUGAUAUCGAGACGGAGGCAGGCGUUGCCCCUCAUCCCAGAAUCGGUAUUGGACUGCCGAUGAGUAACAUUUUCGCGAGGUACUUCGGAGGUUCCCUUGAACUCAUCUCUUUAGACGGUUGGGGAACCGACGCCUAUAUCCGUCUACCGAAAUUAGGAACAAACCUCGAAGGUAUCGAAUUAUGACAAACAGCGCACAACUAUCACACCCCACAUUAUGCAUGUGAGAUCUAACGACGCUUAACGACAAAGCCCGGCGCGCCGGACCUAUGUCACCCGCGAUGGACCUCCUACUGCCCGGCAACUACUCGUUUUGUGUCAAGCCAUCCACUGCGGUAGUGUAGAAACUGCACAACAUGGUGAUUGCGGCUUAGGAGCAGAGCCACGCCCUCAUCGCUUGUAUUGCGCGGCCUUCUUCGUCAUAUAGACACAACUCACAAGAGGUACUUUGCUUCUGAGCCAGG